AUGUAUAAAGAUCUUGUGCAGUACCACAAGGUAGGCCACCGUCUAACUCUGAGCAAUGCUGUUGUGAAAGAGUUUUUUGACAGCUCUGUGGAUGUUCUCAUUGCAAAAAUCAAAGAAAUUCAAUCUGCCUGUCGUUAUGACAAUAUAGCCAGUCUACUUUUAGUUGGAGGUUAUUCUGGGUCACCUUAUGUGAGGGAAAGAAUUCAACAAGAAUUUCCUCAACUCACAACUGUGAUAGUAGAAAAUGGGAGACUGGCAGUGAUGAAAGGGGCUGUCAUGAUGGGACUGAAGCCCAGGAACAUCAUUCAGAGAAGGGCAAGAUUCACAUAUGGGUUUAGAAAAACGAUUCCUUUUAUAGAAGGUGAGCACCUGGAACAGUUUAAGUAUACUCGAGAUGGAAAGACCUGUUUUGACGGUAUGUUUGACAAGCUGAUAGAGCGUGGUCAGCUCCUGCAACACGAGCAAGAGUACUCAAGGAGAUUCUCUUUGAUCUGCAAAGAACCAGAUUCAAAACAUAAGACUGCGUGUACAGUCCUACCCAGUUACUCCAAUUCUCAGAAUUUCCCCUCAGAUCUGAGCCUAAUGGGCUAA
Messenger RNA from Mya arenaria, 591 nucleotides. Its product is annotated as heat shock 70 kDa protein 12A-like. Bases 1 to 591 code for a protein of 196 amino acids. The record is from RefSeq and is a predicted model, not a curated record. The transcript has a single exon. Lineage: Eukaryota; Metazoa; Mollusca; Bivalvia; Myida; Myidae.